GCUGCCCUGGCUUGGCAAGUCCCUACUCUGCUUUCUCCCUGGAACUCCCUCUCAGCCCGUUGAGCUACUCAGGUCAACGCUGUGACAUGCAAGAGGUUGCUCUGAGCCUGUUGGUCCUUCUAGCAGGCCUGCCUACUUCGGAUGCCAAUGACCCUGAAGAUAAAGAUAGCCCUUUCUACUAUGAUUGGCACAGCCUCCGAGUUGGCGGACUCAUCUGUGCAGGGAUUCUCUGUGCCCUGGGCAUUAUAGUCCUUAUGAGUGGAAAAUGCAAAUGCAAGUUCAGCCAGAAACCCAGUCACCGUCCAGGAGAUGGGCCACCUCUCAUCACACCAGGCUCUGCUCACAACUGCUGAAGAUGGACCAGUUAAAAGAGCACAGGUCCUGGCUCUGGAGGUGGGCUUGAACUCCAAGACGGCGGAUCCCCUCCUCUCCUGACACUGCCUUCCCCGAGCCUUGUCUUACCCCUUGUGGUAACAGGCUCUUUGUUCAGUUUUUAAUAUAAAAUGAUUUUACAUCAUG
This is a messenger RNA of Arvicanthis niloticus (Nile rat), 519 nucleotides long. RefSeq names its product FXYD domain containing ion transport regulator 3 (gene Fxyd3). Gene Ontology annotation, cellular component: membrane. The record is from RefSeq and is a predicted model, not a curated record. Lineage: Eukaryota; Metazoa; Chordata; Mammalia; Rodentia; Muridae. Gene Ontology annotation, biological process: regulation of sodium ion transmembrane transporter activity. Gene Ontology annotation, molecular function: sodium channel regulator activity.